GCCAGCCGUGGGUCUCACUCAAAAGCAUACGAGCAAACGCAGACGAUAUAGAUGACGUUUAAAAUAGUGUAGUGUUUUCACGGUUAGCUCUUUGUGGGGUUCGUCAACAACUACAGCAAUUAAUUGUAAGGACACUAAAUAUAAUACUCACGUUGGCAUCGACUGGAAUGCUCGUCAUGAUGGCACCAAUCGUCCUCGUCGUCUUCGAGGGAACUCGUCGGCUCGUCUCGUCGGUUGCACGUCAGAUAAUGGAACUUAUACCUUCUGGGAAUGGCCUUCCAGAGAAAUACGUAUUAUUGACACGGUCACAGAAUGGCACUUAUACCUUCUGGGAAUGGCCCUCCAGAGAUAAAUGUGUUCACACACAGCCACAGGCUAACAUAAGCAAUCACAGGCUCACAAUUACUCCUAGCAAUACUCUGCUAGGGAAAACACGUCCACUCGCAUCAAUCACCAGUGCACAAGAGACCGUACUAACUCGUGCUGCCCAGAAUGAACUAUACCGAUUUGUCGCUGGUUCCCAAUCACGAGCGUCCACAUCGAUGUUAUAAGAUUUCAAAAUGGCUGCCAGUUGUGAAUCUGAUAUACAUACAGGAUGUGAUUUCGUUUAUGAUUUCUGCUGUACAACGUGUGAUGAGAAUACGAAUGUGAACAAGGAGGCCCAGUAUUACUGCGAACACUGUUACAAGUAUUACUGUGAGGACUGUGUAAAACACCACAACCAGCUGCUUAAAAAGCACUCAGUGCUAGGGAGAAACUACGUGGCUAAAUGGAAUUAUUCGCAUGAGGAUGCUUUUGAACAGUGCGAGAAACACAACGAUCGGAAACUGGAAGUAUUCUGUGAGGACCACAGUGAGCUGUUGUGUACUAUUUGCCAUAUACGCGAUCAUCAGAAAUGCAGUAAAGUGGUUCUCAUCGCUGAUAAAACGGAAGCUUUUAAUCAUGAGAGGGAUUUUCUGCAAAUGACAGACAACUACAUAUCCCUGCAGAGAAAAAUAAACCAGAAAAGGAAAGAAAAAGAAAAAAAUAUUGAGUCUCUAAUGGAAUCCUAUAAUAAAACACUUGACUCAAUAAACUUGUUCAAUGAUAAAGUAUGCGAUAUUAUCAAUCAGCUGAAAAUGAACUCUAUCAACAAACUGGAUACGCUGACAGCCACCUUAAAAACUUCCUUACUGUGUGAAAUUGGCAAGUGUUCAAGUCUUGAUAACUCCAUGCAGAAGUUCAGUGAUAAGUUGCAAUCUGCGCGUUCAAAUGUUGACUCCCGAUCCUUCAUUUUGUACAAGAAAUGUCUUGACCUACAUUCGAAGAUAGACCUUGAGUUAAAAAACAUAGGUGACAGAACUGAUGUAGCGUUGCUUUUCAAUCUUAAUGACACAAUUGAAAGGGCGUUGUCCAGUGUAUCCGACUUGGGUAGCGUUGUAACAACGAAUCGAAAUAAAUUGAUUGCAAUCACUAGUAAAACACAGUAUUCUUUAAAACAAGAAUGUUGGGUGUCAUGCAUCUCUGAGAAAGAGGAUGAAAAUUUCCUCAUUACAGAUAAGAAGAACAGACAAUUGAAAUUACUCGACCAGACCUUCAAGGUGGCCGCCAGCUUUGAAUUGCCUGGUGAGCCUUUGUCCAUGUGCAGCAUUUCUGGCAGCCAGGUGGCUGUCGCUGUAAAUGCAUACCCUUCAAAAUACGAAAUACAUUUUAUUACAGUAACUAAUGACCAGAUGGUCAAUGACAGGCAAAUGAAGCUCGAACAUCGGUGUACAUACAUUGUAAACCAUCAAGGCAACCUGCUCAUUACUUCAGGUACAGGAUUGUACCAAUAUGCUGUGGAUGGGAGACUUGUGAGCAAGAUGUAUGAGGAUACAUCAUGGGGAAAUACAGUUGUUUCAUGCGCAGUUAGUCCUCAUGGGGACAGAAUAUACGUAGCCAACGUUUCACGUAACUCUUUGACUACACUGUCUAUGAAUGGAACGGUCCUAGCUACAAUAUCAAACCCAGCCUUUAAAUGGGAAGACAUAAUUUUACAAGACAGGGCCAUGGCACGGGGCUACAACAUAACAGUUACAGCUGCAGUAUCUGCCACACCUGGGCUCUAUGUGACACACUCAGGUCAAGUGCUGGUAUGUGGAGGUGGGUCCCACACAAUUCUUCAGGUAGAUAUGGAUGGGAGGCAGGUACUAGCAGAAGUAGCCACAGGCAUAAGCCAUCCGACAUCUGUUUUCUGCAGUAAACGAAAGGGCCUACUUGUUGUGGGAAUGUGGAACAAUGACACUAUAUUGGUGUUCAAGACGCAAUAAAAGCUGGUAUACAUAUCAUUUUAAACGACGUUUAUUUGAAGUAAUGCAGUUAUUGUGUGUAAUGGUACAUAUUCCUGAGACUUUCAUAACGAUCAAUUGCUUAAGCCAUUCAUAACUAAAGUAUGUGUUUAUGUGCAUGUAAAGACACCUGCGACAGAGUUAACCGUGAAACAAAUAUUAAACAGUUGUUAAUAGAACUCUUUAAUCAAAUGAAUUCAUAGAGUUUAAAUCAAAGAACAAACAAAGUAAUUGAUACCAUCCGAGUGUAUUCGCAAAUUAUAGAAAAAUUGCAAGAAGGCAAUAUAGGCCUCUAACAAACUGAUAUUUACGAUUGUAAUGAUGCAUGGUACAAUCAGGUGGUACAAUAGAAAAGAACAAAAGCAAUGGUGCUUGUAGUUUUGAUAUACUUGCAAACAACAAUGCGAAUCAAAUACGGAGACAUGACCCCCUCCAAAUACGAUUAGACUGCACUGAUUAUAUUUCAAAAAAACAACAUAUUGUAUGUGGUUAUGGCAUUGAAAUAUUUUAUUUCAUACACACGCUUUUUCUGAGCAAACUGGUGAACGAAGACUAAGUGCAGAUAUUAUACCAGCAACUGCGUGCCGUACUGGAACCAGAAUAAGGGGAGAUAAUGGCCGUUAAAAUCAUUUCACAACGAAUCCCCACACAAGUUAUGUGGUUGGGCACGGAGGAAGGGGAAGGGUUAGUCCUUUACCUUAGACAACUUUCAAGUAGAUCAGAAAAAUCAUUUCAAGCUUUUGCUUUUUAACUUAUGUAACCAAUAUUUUUUUUUGACGUAGCGAAAAAAAUAAAAUAUUGUAAAAUGACUUUAAAAAGUAAAAUUUUGGUUGAUAAUCACUUGCCUUGGUUUGGAGGUGUAUCUCUUUAAUAACGUGCCUAUGCACAAAUACGAGAUAAACUGAUUAAUUUUAGAUCAAUCGGCUCAUACCAUUGAUAUUGGGUUAUAUGUUUCCUGUUUUUAACGAUAUUUCACAGAAGUAUUGAGUAUAUCUAGGAUUAUAAUCAUAUUAAAUACACGGUUGACUGAUAUGUUAGAAUUUUUUAAUUUAAGUUUUAGAAUAUACAAAUAAAUUGUUCGCAAACUA
This is a messenger RNA of Dreissena polymorpha, 3394 nucleotides long. RefSeq lists its product as uncharacterized. The transcript is spliced from 4 exons. Lineage: Eukaryota; Metazoa; Mollusca; Bivalvia; Myida; Dreissenidae. Gene Ontology annotation, biological process: positive regulation of DNA-templated transcription. The coding region runs from base 561 to 2288 and encodes 575 amino acids. The record is from RefSeq and is a predicted model, not a curated record. Gene Ontology annotation, molecular function: ubiquitin-protein transferase activity; zinc ion binding; protein binding. Gene Ontology annotation, cellular component: chromatin; nucleoplasm.